This is a messenger RNA of Caenorhabditis sp. 36 PRJEB53466, 592 nucleotides long. The record is from the annotation of a GenBank genome assembly. Lineage: Eukaryota; Metazoa; Nematoda; Chromadorea; Rhabditida; Rhabditidae.
AUGGAGGGAGUGUUCCGGAAGAGUGCGAACAUCGGAAGCAUCAAAAGGUUGCAGGACAGAAUCAACAAAGGUACGGUAGUUGAGACCAUAGACUGUUACUUAUUUCGUACUUUUCAGGAGAGAAGAUUGACUUUGAAAACGAUCCGGAAUACAAAGACAACGAGUACGUGGCGUGUCUGCAUGCAUCUGUGCUUCUGAAGACGUUCUUCCGAAGUCUCGGAGAACCAUUGACUACAAAUCGGCUUUACUCGAAACUCGCUGCUCUUUCAGGUGAUUAUUCAGGUAUGGGCUGAAGUCUGAAUCAUCUCAACUUUCAGAAGUGUCUAAAACUGAAAAAAGUGCAGCCGUGAAGGACUUUGUGAAACUCCUCCCUCGCGACAAUUACGUUCUCCUCAAAACGGUGGUCAAGUUCCUGACGAAAGUGGCCGACAAUAGCAAGGUGAAUCUGAUGACGGCCAACAAUCUGAGCGUGGUGUUCGGACCGAAUCUGACGUGGCCGACGGACCAGGAAGUGCCCAUCUCGCAGCUGAACAACCUUAAUAACUUCUGCUACAAACUGAUUGUCGACUACGAUUCCGUGUUCGAUCACUAG